CGACGUCACCACGCAUCUCUUCCAAACAAUGCUCAGGAAAAAGCCACGUUGACGAUCCAGACUUGAGUGUAGUCCACAUUUUCAGGCAGAAUAAAGCGGGAACAGCUUUAAAAUUGAGGCUCAGCUCGGUUUCCGCAGCAGACCCCCACAUCUGAGCAGGCAGCAUGUCAUCGCCGCCGAAGGAGAAAAUCGAAACCAAAGGCGGUCAUCUCCCUGCAGUAAAGGCAGGCGGUAUGAGGAUAGUGCAGAAGCACCAGCCAACUCCUGCUCCAGAACCACCGCAGAAAGAUGACAGCGAGGAGUACAUCAGCAGCAGUCCACCGAGGGCCCCUGUGAUUGUGUCUGGAGUGGUUACAAAGGGUGAUAAGGACUUCACCCCAGCUGCUGCCCAGGUGGCCCACAACAAGCCCCUGCCUGGUGUCCCCAAGCUUCCCCCUGCUCAGCACAUCAACCAGCACAUCCACCAACCCCGCAAGUGAGCCAGGCACCAAUCUACAACCAAGCCACCAAGCUACUAACUCCACCAGCCGGCCUUCCAAAUGGAACAGAUAGGAUGAAGACGGUUCCCCACCAGGCACAGAUCUCCUCUAAAUAAAAAGAGAAAUCAUACAUUUUGAGAAAUUAGUCAGUAACGAGACACCUGAAGUCAGUAACGCUUCAGUGCAAGUCCCACUUUUAAUACCACUGCUGCAUUGGUGCCGCUCUAGUAGCUUUGCACUCUCCUUUUGAAGGAUUAUUUUCCACUUGAAUAAGUCUUAAGGUGAUGUAAACCGGUGAAGUCUUCUUGAAUUCUUCUCUUCUCUGUUCUCAAAAAAAAAAAAA
Messenger RNA from Pundamilia nyererei, 822 nucleotides. It is a transcript of the gene dap, whose product is annotated as death-associated protein. Gene Ontology annotation, biological process: apoptotic signaling pathway; cellular response to amino acid starvation; negative regulation of autophagy. The record is from RefSeq and is a predicted model, not a curated record. The transcript has 4 exons. Lineage: Eukaryota; Metazoa; Chordata; Actinopteri; Cichliformes; Cichlidae. Gene Ontology annotation, molecular function: death domain binding. The coding region runs from base 165 to 479 and encodes 104 amino acids.